UGUCACCAAUCAAUUAAACAAUUUAUUAUUUACGAUGAUGAUGAUGAUUAUGUAUGAGGAAAAUAAAUGGUAUAUCGAUGAGUAAUUCUGUCAAUCGAUAAAUCAUCAUCAUCAUCAUUGGAUUUAUAAUUUGAUCAAGUGUCUUGUUUUUUGGACAAAUUUUUUUUUUACAACCAAUGAUGAUGAUCCAGACGUGAUUAGAACAGACGUUAUUAUCAGUUACAGAUUAAUUGUCUCUAGUACUUUGUUCUUGUUAAAUAUUGGAAAAAAAUUGUGAUUUCCAUUUUAAAAUGUCCUCAAAACUCAAUUGAUUGGCAUUUUUUUGUUUCUCGGUUUCAAUAUAUAAAUUUUCACACUGACACACGCAAUAACCCACAAGUGAGCAAUCGAACACGAUAUAUCGUGUUUGUAAAUCAAAUACAGUGGAAAAAAAUGGAUUCAAUGUUAAAUUAUACCGUUGUAAAAGAAUUUUUAUAUGAAGCUGAAACACAUUUAGAAUCAUAUAGCCGGGUACAAAUUCUUUUCACAACUUUGACUACGUGUUUUAUGUUAUUUAAAUUUUAUCGAUUCUAUGAAGAUCAUGAUUUCACUUGGUCGGCCAUAUCAACCGUUUUAUUUCGCCUUUUUAUACGUUUGCCUUACAUAAGUAAUUUGGUCGAUAAAGAAAUGAAAAAAGCCGAUAAAACUAUAGUGGAAAAAUGUCGUGAAAUUUAUUGUAAUGAAAAAUUUCUAACUAAUUUACCAACAAAAGGAAUGAAUUCGGAUAAGAUUUUUGAAGAAUUUAAACGAUAUCAAAAAUUAUCGAAAAUCGAUUAUCAAGGUGGCCGUGUAUCCGGUGCAGUUUAUUCGAGUAUGUCACAAGAAGUAAUCGAUUUAGUUACCAAGGUGUAUAGAGAAACUGCAUUUACCAAUCCACUACAUCCAGAAGUAUUUCCCGGUAUCACGAAAAUGGAAGCCGAAAUUAUACGUAUGGUUAUAAAUCUAUAUCAUGGUGAUAAAAAUUGUUGCGGUUCAGUAACAUCCGGUGGUACUGAAUCGAUUGUAUUGGCCAUUAAAGCAUAUCGUGAUUAUGCGCGUGAUAUACGUGGUGUUCGAAAACCGGAACUGGUGGCACCACAAACAGCACAUGCUGCAUUUCAGAAAGCAUGUCACUAUUUUUGUAUUAAAUAUCGAUCAAUUCCGGUCGAUCCAAUAACAUGUAAAGCUAAUGUCAAAGCAAUGGAACGAGCCGUGAAUCGUAAUACGAUAUUGAUAGUUGGUUCAGCAUGCGGUUAUCCACAUGGUGUUAUCGAUGAUAUCCAAUCAUUGGCCAAAGUGGCACGCAAAUAUAACAUUCCAUUACACGUUGAUUGUUGUCUUGGUGGUUUUCUUGUUCCGUUCGUUAAAGAUGCUGGAUUCGAUAUUGAACCAGUAGAUUUUGCCGUUCCAGGUGUUACGAGUAUAUCGUGUGAUACACAUAAAUAUGGUUUUACACCGAAAGGUUCAUCGUUGAUAAUGUAUUCGGAUAAAAAAUAUCAACAAUAUCAAUAUUCCGUGCAAACAGAUUGGCCUGGUGGAAUUUAUGUUUCACCAACUAUUGCCGGCAGUAGAUGUGGCGGUAAUAUUGCAACUUGUUGGGCAUCACUUCUUUAUUAUGGCUACAGUGGUUAUGUUGAAUCAACGAGAAAAAUUCUUACCGUUCAACGAAAAAUGAUGAAAGAAUUGGAAAAAAUUGAUGGCAUUUACAUUAUGGGCGAGCCUAAAUUAUCUGUUAUUGCUAUGGGUUCGAAACGAUUUGAUAUUUUCCGAUUAACUGACAUUUUAACGAAAAAAGGUUGGAUUAUAAAUUCAUUACAAUUUCCAUCGGCAUUCCAUAUCUGUAUAACUAUGCGUCAUGUUAUCGAUGGUGUUGCCGAUGAUUUUAUUCGCGAUGUUCGUGAAUCAGUGGCCAUCUGUAUGAAAGAUCCAGAUCAAAAACCAUCCGGUGCUGGUGUUAUUUAUGGUAUGGCGCAACAAAUACCGGAUCGUUCAAUGGUAUCCGAUAUGGCUUGUCAAUACAUCCAUAGUAUUUAUGAUACUAGUGAUUCAUAGAUUUGUUUUGUAUCUAUUUUCGUUAUGUGUAUUUGAUCAUGAUAUUCAAGAGAAAAAAAAACAAUCAAUCAAUCAAUCAAUUAAAAAAAAAUUUAUUUAGCUGGAA
This is a messenger RNA of Dermatophagoides farinae (American house dust mite), 2176 nucleotides long. RefSeq names its product Sphingosine-1-phosphate lyase (gene Sply). Gene Ontology annotation, molecular function: pyridoxal phosphate binding; sphinganine-1-phosphate aldolase activity. Lineage: Eukaryota; Metazoa; Arthropoda; Arachnida; Sarcoptiformes; Pyroglyphidae. Gene Ontology annotation, biological process: sphingolipid catabolic process; carboxylic acid metabolic process. Gene Ontology annotation, cellular component: endoplasmic reticulum. The record is from RefSeq and is a predicted model, not a curated record.